AUGGAUGAGCACACUUGCUCAGGCCACGACCAUGAUCGUGGACGGGAUCACGACAUCGUAACCAACACACUCGCACGUCAACACCCCACCUCCCCACCCGCAUUGCCCCCGCCGCUGUUGCUUGACCGGCCCGCGAUGCAAGCAAUCUCAACACCCAUACCGCUCCCCCCGCUUCCGGAGUCACCGCUAGCCACAACUUCUCCGGCUUCAGUCCCGCGGACGACCGGCUUCCAGUCGUAUAGUGGCAGCCCGUCCAGCUCAUCGAGUACAUCGAACACAGCCAAGGUCACACGCAGCGAACCACCCAGCGUCCGUACGGUCACACCAGAGCCCAUGGAAAAGCGCAAGGCAGCGCCACUCGAUCCGCUGGACACAAGCGGUCCGAACACAGGCGCCCCCGUCCCUGUGAUCCGGCCCUUUGGGUCCAUGUCACCCCAAACCUCGCCAAGAAGCAUUCCCGGUGCCAGCAGCACCUUGUCUCACCACAGCAGCACAGGCAGUCGCCGUCAGGGUGUUGUGUUCAGUGAUGCAGUUGCUGGAUCCUUCGACAGCACCUCAUCCAGUCCUCCUCCCCGUCCCGCCUCCUACCGUGUCCGGACGCAUACCAUGGACGGGGCUUCCCCUUUCCGCGAUUUCCAAACACCAGGCAUUGCGUCCGAACCCAGACAUCGGGUCUUCUCAUGCUCUUCAGCAGGUUCAGGGGACAAUCAGCGAGGGCCUGCGCUGAUGCAAAGUCCCUUUGAAUCACUAGGGUUCCCUUCAAUUACUCCAUACCGCUCUGCCGAACCGCCGCCGACGAUGCCUGCAGCUAUAGCUGCGCUGACUGCAUCUUCGUCCGCGACAAGCGUCAUGUCUAUAGGGACCAUUAUGCCUAUCAUGCCAGUUGCAUCCGUUCCGGCAAAAGAGAAGAAGUCGAACCGCCGUCUUACCAAACGUACAUCCCGCCCCACGUCGCCCAUCGUCUCUGCACCGCCUUCUGUGGAUUCGCUACCGGUCCCGAUGCCAACGGAUGAUGCUAAUAAGGUGCUUAUGUUGAUGAAGACGUUGUGUGGCAGGAUGCGUGGCGAGAUCGAAUACCGAGAUUCGGACGAUGGGCCGUGGAGUCAAGGCAUCUGCUACAUCGAGGAAGAGAAGGGAUGCCUGAUGUUCGAUGCCGGUAAGCAAGGCCUGUUUCAGACAGCCAUCGUCUCUGAUCUUCGCGGUUGUCGCAUCUGGCCGGUACGGCAACCAGGGACGAACAUCCGAUAUUUGGCAUUGUCCAACGCACACACUUCUGCCGAGAUUGCCCUUCGACCUAUGGUCAGCGCCGAAUUCGAUCUCUGGCUGGCUGCGUUGCUGUGUUGGCAGCAGCUCUCUCCAGCACCCGGGGCUACGUCUCCGACAAUGCCUUGGGCUUCUGGCAGCCGCUCGGUGGCAUCACCGACAAGUGAUCCGAAAAGCCGAGGGCCGAAUGGGAAGCCGAAGGAUGGGGCCAUUAUCAAGGUCGGCAAAGUUCUCUUUUGGGACAAGGGGAUUGCUACCUCGCCGCGUGCCAUUGUGAAGCGGCCGUCGACGCGGGACCUGAGAUCCUCGCAGAGCGCAUGGCGACGCGUCUCCUGCAUCCUGCAGGGAAACGGAGAGUUCAAGCUGAUGACAGAAAACGACGUAACCAUCCUAUCAGUGAUUGAGCUCACGCAAUUGGCUCGUUGCGCCAUACAGCAGCUGGACAAGUCCGUGCUUGACGAGGAGUAUUGCAUUGCCAUAUUCCCCAUAUACGCGACCACAUCUACACAUCUAUCCAUCUUUCGGCCCGUCUACAUUGCCCUCGACUCCCGAGUGGCUUUCGAAGUCUGGGCCGUCCUGCUCUGGGCGUUUGCCGUUCCGGACAUUUACGCCAUAGACAAGACAAACGACGACGUUUUCUACGAAGUAGCCGCAGCACACAUGGAAGACAAUAUUGGAGAACAGCAGCAUUAUCAGCUUUUCCGACUCGAAAAAUCACUGAGGCUGAGAAUCACGGAAGCAAAGAUCAAGACCCGUGGGUCAGCAGAUGUCAUCAGCAGCUCUGUUGAUCGCCACGAGCGUCAAGGGAAGGGAGAGCCAACCGAUCCGCUCGUCGGGAACUAUCUGGCUGAGGUCAUCUUGGACGGAGAAGUACGCGCGCGCACAACGGUAAAGACCGACACCAAAAAUCCAUUUUGGCGGGAGGACUGUGAGUUUUCUUACCUCCCGCCGGUUCUGCCAUACCUUUCUGUCGUGUUGAAGCGGGUGGAGGGCAACCUGGACAGCCACACGCACCAGCUACAAGCCUCGCUCGGUCUACCGAAAUCCGGCAACGUAAAGGAGCUCAUGUACGGUGCUGUCGACAUCCCCCUGAAUAAUCUAGAGCGCGGCAGGGAGCACGAACAAUGGCUGCCCAUAUACGAUGAUCGGCCGCAGGCCAUUGGCUCCAUGCUGGUCAAAGUGCACCACGAAGAAUUGGCAGUUUUGGCAGAGCAGCAGUAUAAGCCACUUCUGGACCUCUUGCACAACUUCAGCUCCGGGCUCACUCUCCAGAUCGCCUCAGUCCUGCCGGGUAGCCUGAGGCGGAUUGCCGAAGUGCUCCUGAACACAUUCCAAGUCACGGGCAAAGUAAGCGACUGGAUCAUGGCCAUGGUCGAGGACGAGAUUGAUGGCAUAGGCAACCAGGUGACAAUGAAAAAGAUUCGGUUCAGCAAGAGGCUGAGGUCAAGCGAUUCGAUCGAGUCAGCCAGCGAUCGUGACCAGAUAGUGCGCGACAUGGGACGAUCGCUCCAGGGAGAGGCGAACCUUCUCUUCCGCGGCAACUCGCUACUGACACAGGCUCUGGAGUUCCACAUGCGGCGUCUGGGACAUGAGUAUCUCGAAGAGGUUCUGUCGGACAAGAUAUUCGAGAUCAACGAGAUCAACCCGGACUGCGAGGUAGACCCGGGCAAGAUCAACCCCGGCGACGACAUAAACAAGCACUGGGAUCGGCUCAUGCAACUGACGACGGAAGUGUGGACAUGCAUCACAUCGUCAGCAACCCGAUUUCCGGCCGAGUUGCGACACAUUCUCAAGUACAUUCGUGCGGUAGCCGAAGAUCGAUAUGGAGACUUUCUGCGCACCGUCUCGUAUACGAGCGUGUCUGGGUUUCUCUUCCUGCGCUUCGUGUGUCCUGCGAUUCUAAACCCGAAGCUAUUUGGCCUCUUGCGAGACCAUCCCAGGCCUCGCGCGCAGCGGACGCUGACGCUCAUCGCAAAGGGCCUGCAGGCCCUGGCGAAUAUGACGAUGAUCGGGAGGAAGGAGACGUGGAUGGAGCCGAUGAACCGGUUUCUGGGAGCACAGAAGCAGUCUGUCAGAGACUUUAUCGACGUGAUCUGCUCUAUACCGGCAGAGAAGUCAAACACGCCGGUUGUGUUGCCUCCGUCUUACUCUACCCCCGUCACAAUCAUGGGCCGCCUCUCCUCGGUCGCUCAGGAAGGCUUUCCCAGACUGCCAUAUCUCAUAGACCUUCCACGGAACCUAGCUGCUCUGGCCAAGGUCUGGACCGACGCCCACCCGCCAUCGGCACCUUCCAGCCACUUCUUCGACGGAGAACUGGAGGAGUUUAACGUUAUCUGCCUGGAACUUCAGACCAAGUCGGAUGAAUGCUUUGCUCGUGCAGAUUCGCUCCGACAAGCUCCAGAGACGUCCAGUCAGACGACAGAAGAUGCCCUGGUGGAUGCCGUUGACAAAGUCAAUCUAGCAGACGGCAUCAACCUAUCAUAUGGCAGUGUGCCUGCUUGGUUGGAAGAUGGUGGCGAGUUCAGCAGCAGCUACAACGCCUUCGGACCUCGUGGGGGAGCAGGGAUCAUUCCGCCAGGAUCCUCUGGAAGCGAUGUGGACGAGCAUCCGGGACGGGACCGGAAGAACCGGCAGGCAGAAGGCAGCUUUAGCAAUGGGCCACCGCUGGCCGAAGGCGCCGGUGCGACCAAAAGUCUGCGGAACGGGAAACAGGCGAGGAGGUUCCUCAGUGGUAUUAUCAGUCGCAAACGGACGACGAGUCCAGACCAUUUUGGAGACGGCGCCCUUGUCGGAACCUUGCGAGGACGAGAUCGAGACCGAGAUCGGGGCCGGGAUCAGGGCCGAGAGCCAGGUGUGGACCAGCCAGACCGAAGCCAAGACCAGGAGACGGAGUGCGACGACAGCUACGAGCGCGAGCGGGAGGCCAAUCCGGGUCGGGAGAAGAAAGAGGACAGAAAGGAAGACAAGAAGUGGGAGAAAAAGGAUGAGAAGAAGGACGAGAAGAAGGAGCAUCGCAAGCGGGAUCGCGAACUGAAGAAAAGCCGCGGGCGAGCCCAUAAGCGGGACAGCAGCAAAGACAAGAGCCAGAGCCGCGGUUUUGUCUUUAGCGAACCAUGGGGCAGCUCGAGCUCGAAAGGGGAAGCUGCCACGAAGGGUAGCCAUACUGCCGCAUGA
Grosmannia clavigera kw1407 is the source of this 4437-nucleotide messenger RNA. Its product is annotated as GTPase activating protein. The record is from RefSeq and is a predicted model, not a curated record. Bases 1 to 4437 code for a protein of 1478 amino acids. Gene Ontology annotation, biological process: regulation of GTPase activity. The transcript has a single exon. Lineage: Eukaryota; Fungi; Ascomycota; Sordariomycetes; Ophiostomatales; Ophiostomataceae.